Molecule: messenger RNA, 1375 nt
Organism: Corylus avellana
Lineage: Eukaryota; Viridiplantae; Streptophyta; Magnoliopsida; Fagales; Betulaceae
Gene: ARF3
Product: ADP-ribosylation factor 3
Molecular function (GO): GTP binding; GTPase activity
Source: RefSeq, a predicted model, not a curated record
UUUAAUGCCCGUUUGCAAAACGGUCCUGCACCCGAUUCCGGUCCGGGGAACUCAUUCCCCACAGGCAUUGCAUAACCAAACAGUGGGUGCUAUAUCAAUAGCACCGGAGUGAAUCAUCGCCUCAGAGCCCUCUUCUACGCUGCUUCUUGCCAAUCGCUUCCAAUCCUGAGAAAUCGAAGAGAAGGGAAGAGAGAGAGCAUCUCUGUCCCUUCCACAGCCCAUACUUUCUCCAAAUUCUCAGUUCGGCCCCGAACUCUCAAAAGUCUGUUGAAGCAGACCCUCUCCUUUUAGGACCAGAGGGCUCUGCUUCGAGAUCUUAAAUCUCUCAAUCCCACUCGAAGGGCCAGAACUAAACCCAACGACACGGAAUUAAAUCACUUGUGAUCUGUUCUCAAUUUGCGUGCGCCGAGAGUGAAUCUCUCAAGAUGGGUAUACUGUUUACGAAAAUGUUCUCGUCCCUCUUCGGCAACAAAGAAGCUCGGAUCCUCGUGCUCGGCCUUGACAAUGCCGGAAAGACCACAAUUCUCUAUCGGCUUCAGAUGGGGGAGGUUGUGUCUACGAUUCCAACAAUUGGAUUUAAUGUCGAAACGGUGCAGUAUAAUAACAUCAAAUUCCAAGUAUGGGAUCUGGGUGGACAAACAAGUAUCAGGCCAUAUUGGAGAUGCUAUUUUCCAAAUACGCAAGCCAUAAUUUAUGUCGUUGAUUCAAGUGACACAGACAGACUGGUCAUAGCCAAAGACGAGUUUCAUGCAAUCUUGGAGGAAGAAGAAUUAAGAGGGGCUGUUGUCCUUAUUUUUGCAAACAAGCAGGAUCUUCCAGGUGCACUUGAUGAUGCUGCUGUUACUGAGGCUUUGGAGUUGCACAAGAUAAAAAACCGUCAAUGGGCUAUUUUCAAAACUUCUGCUAUAAAGGGGGAAGGUCUCUUUGAGGGCUUGGACUGGUUGAGCAACACCCUCAAGUCUGGAGGUGGCUAACUCUUUCAGUUCCAGUAAAGAAUAGAGAAGCAUGGCCUGAUGAGCAGCCGAACCAAGAAGGGGUCACACCACUUAAUUCGUAUUGACUGGUGAUUAUUCAUGUCACAUGGACUUUUCUGAUUAAUAUACAUGUAACAUUUGUCAUCAUAGAUAUCACCAUUUAGCUCUUAUUUUUGCCGUGUCACUUUUUUCGGGGUUUUUAUUUUUUUUUAUUUUCUCUGUUAAUUGCUUACAUUUUGUUUUCAGCUUGUUCCUUUUCUUUUUUUGGGUUGUGUUCUGGGAUUCAAGGAGACUUUCAUUAAUCAACUAUCUACCUCAUUGCACAUUCAUUUGCUAUGUUUGUUCUGAAGAAAGGAUUUGAACUCCAAGUCUAUAUAUAUAAUCUUCUACUUUGCUCACGA